UAUUAGGUGUCAAAAAUACAAAAAACAGAAGACAAAGUCGAAGAGAAGACCGGAGUCAUGAUUUUUGACAUCAUUUCCACAUUAUCUUCAGAAAUGCUAUUAAAGUUUCGAAGCAAUUCGAAGUUUCUACCAAUAGCUAUGAUUGGUCGUCCGUUAUGGCGUCUUCCCAUUUCGACCAAUCAGAUUCGUCGAUGGAGGGUAAGAUGCGCAGAGUGGUGGAGUGCAUCAGUUCUCUUCGAAGCUUCGUCCGUUGGCACGUGUCUGCAACAGGUAUCGGCCGACAGCGAAAUAUACCGGAAAGUGCCGAAUAGUGCCGAGCGGUGCCAACCGGUCUUCGCUGGUAAGGAAGGUCUCUGCAUUUGUCUCGCGAACGUCGAAGUGAUAAGACGUGUUGAGAGAAUCUUUCCGCAUAAGUAGUAGAUAUUUGAUGGAUAUUGAUAGGACGCCAUGGCACCUGGG
Molecule: messenger RNA, 459 nt
Organism: Osmia bicornis bicornis
Lineage: Eukaryota; Metazoa; Arthropoda; Insecta; Hymenoptera; Megachilidae
Exons: 4
Coding region: 58-417 (119 amino acids)
Source: RefSeq, a predicted model, not a curated record